ACUCGCUUUUCUUUAUUCAAAAUAUUUCUGAAAUAUACACUGGAGGGUGGGAAGAACUACCAAAAAGUGUUAGUUCCCCAAACACCCGAUCUGCAGCGUUACGCAAUUUUGUGAACCAGCCAAACUUUAGUCUGAUUUCCAAAGGUCUCGGUCAGCAGGAAGCCAUGAGAGAGAGAGAGAGGAAAAAAUGAUGUAUGUCAUAACUGGGAUGUUGACACAGAGGAGGAAGAAAAAGAGAUAGAACCGUCAGCCAGGACUUUGGCUUACCAAGAGAGGGAAGGAGAAGAAAUAUUUCCCCUCUCUCAUAGCGGAGGGCUAAAGGCAGGAUCACACAGAAUAUCGACAAAACAAGGAGCGAAAAUCAAACGGUCUGAACUGAAGCGGAAAGCGUUCUCAUCUUUACAGAGUCCUUCUAAUAGAUUAGCCAACAUGGGUUGGCAGCAUUUUGUUCCUGGAAUAAGCCUCUUGUUGCUCAAGCUUACAGGGACAUCCCUGUUCCUUGUUUUCAUUCCACAGAUCUUCCCCAGGGGAAACUUCAGCUUCAUUCCUGAGGAGAAUUAUACAGAACUGCUGACUUCUCCGAACCUGCCUGAAGCAAGAGCUACAAUUGCAACCACAGUCCAGAUUCCUCAGAAGCCUCCUACAUGGGAAAGACACAGUGGGAGUGAAUUUUGGUUUACUGAAACCAAGGAGGUUUGGUUGCACUGCCGAGUCGAUUGCAUGCAAUGGAGCUCCGACCUAGCGAUCAUCAGUGAUAGAAAUGAACUGGAGUUUAUUCAGAAUAAAACUGCAGUGGGUUCUUAUUUCAUUGGACUGACGUAUACAGUGGCUCAAAACAAAUGGCUAUGGAUCGACGGCACAGAACUCAGGAAUAACCUCUUUGCAAUGACACCAAAAGCGGCGGAUGAUGAAUGUGCAACUCUUGCAGCAGGAGAACUGAAACCAGUGUCAUGCCACCAAGAACACCACUGUAUCUGUGAGAAGAAUCCUGUGUAGUUCAUCUGAAGCAGCACCAUGCAGUGACGUAACAAGGAAGAAGACAGAACCAUGGACUUUUAUUCUGGGACAUUCUCAGCUCUAUCUGGUGGAGCCUUCUCCAUGCAGAGAAGAUGCUCUAACCCUUCCCUCAGGUUGGACUUCAAAGCAAUGAAUGGAAAUGUUAUGUACUGAAGUUCUCACCCUGGGCCAGCAGGGGGAUACUGUAGAUAGUUAUGCAAAUAAGGGAUCGAAAGUGACGUUCAGUGAUUGGAUAGUUUUAGAAAAUUGUAACAGUUACAUUGUACUGGAGCUCUAUAUAAGCAGGCUGACUGAACCCUUCAGUUCAGUUCUGUUCUGGCCUGUAAAUAAACAAGAGCUGUUUGAAGAAUCGCUGUGUCGUCUGAAAUGUUCACCCACAACAUAACAGGAAAAGCAUUAUAAUUUCCUAAUAACUAAAAUGUCUUU
This is a messenger RNA of Podarcis raffonei (Aeolian wall lizard), 1443 nucleotides long. RefSeq names its product C-type lectin domain family 5 member A-like. The record is from RefSeq and is a predicted model, not a curated record. The transcript has 7 exons. Lineage: Eukaryota; Metazoa; Chordata; Lepidosauria; Squamata; Lacertidae. Bases 430 to 996 code for a protein of 188 amino acids.